AAAUCUUCCGAGCUGUGCGUCUCCGUUUUUAAAUAGCGCCGACCUUCUGAGAGUUUUUAGGUCAUUAACACGAAUUUUAGUAUGUACACCGGUCUUCUGCCCAAAGGUUUAACAGAAGCGGAUCUCAGCCCUGAUGAAGAGGAGGAGACGGAGGUGAAAAAGCAGAGCUGUGUUGGAGAAAGGCGUGUUUUUUCGGUGGAGGCUGUCGGUGACUCUGCUGCCUGCAGCCUGCCCGGUGUUUCACAGCAGAUGUGGCAGUUUCAAGAUCUGCGGAGAAGGAAUGAUGAGAUGAAGACUACGACUGCAACCAGAAGAAGAAAUCGAAAAAGGCAGAAGAAAGGAAAAGAAAGUACAGAAUCUUCACAAAAAAGCAGAGAACAUCAGGAAGAGGGCAAGAAGCCCUGGGAUGAGCUUCAGCAGUAUUUUGGAGUCAAUGAUCGAUUUCAUCCCCCUGCGUUUUCCAAACCCCCUCCAAAGUCCGGUCUAGAAAAGAGCAUAGAGAGGGCCAUAGCUGAAGGGGACAUUGCAAAGGCGGAGGACAUGAGCGACAGACUCGCCACUCGAGAGCUGGCUGUGAAAAUCACUGAAGCCGCCGACUGCCGUGACUUUGUGCGAAGGAAACAGGAAGAGGAAGAUUUGAGGGCUGCCCAGAAAAGGAAGAAACAAAUCGCCUGGGGGUUUGAGGCUAAAAAACGCUGGGAAACCAAAAGCAACAUGGGUUACAUGUGACUCCAACCAAGCCUAUUUUUUAAGUGACCUUGAUAAGUUGUGCUUUUAUACAGCAGUCUUUCUUCUCUUUUACCCCGUGUAUUCUGAAGAGGUCACAGCAGUAGAUUAUGAGCGGGAAAAAGUCACACUAUUGGUGAGAAGGAAAAGAAACAUCCAUGCGAGUAUGAGGCAGAGGAAAAUUAUGGAGUGUUCAGAUUAAUUCCUAAGGCACCCAGUGGUGUCUGCAUUGUGUUAUUUUCAUUACAUUUCAGUGAUUUGAGCAUUCUGGCCCCGCUUUUUUUUUUCUUUCUCUCUCUGUCUCUCUCCUUCAAAUUAAAUCUGGUGUACAUUACUGGAUGAUGCGUUUAUUUAUUGCUGUAAAGUGGGUUAAUCAUGAAGGUGCUCCUUUCUUCUUCUGAGGAAGAGAAAGGAAAGAUUAGGGUUCUAAUGCAAUGUACAGGAUAAUAUGCGAUAGGAUUUGUGGGAAGCAAAUGAAUUUUGGCCACUGUAAACUGUUGUGAGCAGUCGUAAAGUGGAGUUAGAGUGAGACAUGAAACGGAGGCUUUGCCGUUGGCCCUCGCGCAUCCGGUGAGACGUGCUAUUGUUUCUCCGCCCAAACAAGAGGCGGGUGGUGUUUCUCGAAGCCUACGCUCGCUGCUCGUUGUCUAACGAGCUCUCGCCAGCAUCUGUAAAUUCGCCUACUUUGAUCUUUUCAAAUCUGAAGCGUUUGCCUCUGCAGCUACGCAGAUGUCUGAAAUAUGCUUUAAUUUAACAAUAAAAAAAGCAAGACC
Messenger RNA from Thalassophryne amazonica, 1499 nucleotides. RefSeq names its product family with sequence similarity 204 member A (gene fam204a). NCBI's taxonomy places the organism in Eukaryota, Metazoa, Chordata, Actinopteri, Batrachoidiformes, Batrachoididae. The record is from RefSeq and is a predicted model, not a curated record. Bases 82 to 729 code for a protein of 215 amino acids. The transcript is spliced from 7 exons.